Messenger RNA from Vicia villosa (hairy vetch), 732 nucleotides. RefSeq lists its product as uncharacterized. NCBI's taxonomy places the organism in Eukaryota, Viridiplantae, Streptophyta, Magnoliopsida, Fabales, Fabaceae. The coding region runs from base 1 to 732 and encodes 243 amino acids. The transcript has 3 exons. The record is from RefSeq and is a predicted model, not a curated record.
AUGGAAGAUGAAGAGGAUGGUGGCGGUGAUGAAGAAAGUGGUAGUGAUGAUGAAGAGGGUGAGGGUGGUGGUCGUGGUUGUUCAGAUGAUGAAGAGGGUGGUGGUGGUGGUGAUGAAGAAGAGGGUUGUGGUAGUGGUGAUGAAGAAGAAGGUCAUGGUGGUGGUGGUUCAGUGAUCGCAGUGUUGGUGGUGGUGGUGGUGGUAGUUGGUCAGUCGAAGGCAAUGAAAAUAUUAGAAGGAAAGGAUGAAAUUUCAUGUGCGUCUGAUUGUUUUAUCGCCGAAAAAUCGUCAGAAAAAAUUGUUGAAGGCGAGUCAUUGAACACGGUUUACAACGGAAUAACACAAUUAAAAAAAGAAAAAGGAAAAGAGCUUGAGAGAAUGAAAAUACAGCUAAGGUUUGUAGAAAACCGGGAAGGCAUAAUUGUGUUAGGAUGGGGAAGAAAUGAUUGGUGGUUAUGGGCUCCCAUAGCGCAUAUCAGACAAAACCCAAGAACUUGGCCUGAAAAUCAAAAUCAAAAUGGAUGCAAUUAUGAAGAGGAUGGUGGCGGUGAUGAAGAAAGUGGUAGUGAUGAUGAAGAGGGUGAGGGUGGUGGUCGUGGUUGUUCAGAUGAUGAAGAGGGUGGUGGUGGUGGUGAUGAAGAAGAGGGUUGUGGUAGUGGUGAUGAAGAAGAGGGUCAUGGUGGUGGUGUUUCAGUGAUCGCAGUGUUGGUGGUGGUGGUGGUAGUUGGUUAG